GCAACCCUGGCCCCAAAGUGCACACGUUUUACCCCAACUUCAAUUCGACUGCAUGUGAGUAAUCAACAUCUGGAGUUUCAUCAGUUGAUUGAUUGUUGCACCAGCCAGAAUUUAAAAGAACCCCUGCGAAAUGCCAGAGCCAGAGCAGCAGAACGAAGCUAGUGCUCCCGAUGGAGCCGGUGAGCCUCCCAAGACUGCCAAGCAGUUGGAGAAGGAGCGUCUGAAGGCGGAGAAGUUAGCAAAGCUGCAGGCUAAGCUGGACAAGAAGGCGGCUGCUGCUCCUGCUGCAGGUGAAAAGAAGGAGAAGCCAGAGAAGCGCACUAAGGAAGUCAAAGAGGCUGCGGUGUACACCGCCGAAACCGCUCCCGGAGAAAAGAAGGACCUGAGUGGCCCCCUACCGGAUGCCUAUAGUCCGCGCUACGUGGAGGCCCAGUGGUACAGCUGGUGGGAGAAGGAGGGCUUCUUCACCCCAGAGUAUGGACGACCAUCAAUCGAUGCUCCCAAUCCCAAUGGAAAGUUCGUGAUGAUCAUUCCUCCGCCAAAUGUGACGGGAUCCCUUCAUUUGGGACACGCCCUCACGAACUCCAUCGAAGACGCCAUUACGCGCUACCACCGCAUGAAGGGGCGCACCACCCUGUGGGUUCCCGGAUGUGAUCACGCCGGUAUCGCCACCCAGGUGGUCGUGGAGAAACUUUUGUGGCGUGAUGAGAAGCUGUCGCGUCACGAUCUCGGUCGUGAGAAGUUCAUCGAGCGUAUCUGGGAUUGGCGGAGAGAAAAGGGCGGUCGGAUCUAUGACCAGCUUAAGAGCCUGGGAUCAUCGUACGACUGGAGCCGUGUGGCCUUCACCAUGGACCCUAAGCUGUGCCGCGCCGUCACAGAAGCCUUCGUUCGCUUGCACGAAGAGGGCAGCAUUUACCGCAGCUCCAGGCUGGUCAACUGGUCGUGUACGCUCCGAUCGGCGAUCUCGGACAUCGAAGUCGACAAAGUGGAGAUCCCCGGGCGCACAUUCCUGUCCAUUCCCGGUUAUGAUGAGAAGGUAGAGUUUGGAGUGCUGGUCAAGUUCGCCUAUAAGGUGGAAGGAAGCGAGGAUGAGGUGGUCGUCGCCACUACCCGUAUUGAGACAAUGCUCGGUGAUACGGCGGUGGCAGUGCAUCCACAGGACGAGCGGUACAAGCACCUCCAUGGAAAGUUUGUCGUGCAUCCGUUCUCGACACGACGCUUGCCGAUUGUGUGCGAUGAGUUUGUGGAUAUUGCGUUCGGCACAGGUGCCGUGAAGAUAACGCCGGCCCACGACCCCAAUGAUUACGAGGUGGGCAAGCGGUGCAACCUACCCUUCAUCACCAUCUUCAACGACGAUGGCUACAUCAUCGGCGACUAUGGCGAGUUCACGGGCAUGAAGCGAUUCGAGUGCCGCAAGCAGAUUUUGAUCAAGUUGAAGGAGCUCGGACUCUACCGUGAGACUUUGAACAACCCUAUGGUUGUGCCCAUCUGCAGCCGCUCCAAGGAUGUUGUGGAGCCACUCAUUAAGCCCCAGUGGUAUGUCAGCUGCUCGGAUAUGGCCGCCUCUGCCACCGAGGCAGUGCGUUCCGGGGCAUUGAAGAUCGUUCCAGAGCAUCACACGAAAACGUGGUACCACUGGAUGGAUGGCAUUCGUGACUGGUGCGUUUCCAGGCAGCUAUGGUGGGGACACCGCAUUCCCGCCUACCAUGUCAGCUUCAGCGAUCCCUCCAUUCAAACUGGAUCGGCCGACGACGAGCAAUACUGGAUUGUGGCGAGGAGCGAGGAAGAGGCGCUCACCAAGGCAUCAGAACGGUUUGGCGUGGAGGCCAGUAAGAUCAACCUGAAGCAGGACGAGGACGUGCUGGACACAUGGUUCAGUUCCGGCAUCUUCCCCUUCUCUGUGUUCGGCUGGCCGGACCAGACCAAGGACCUGGAGACAUUCUAUCCCACAUCGCUGCUGGAAACUGGACACGACAUUUUGUUCUUCUGGGUGGCUCGCAUGGUAUUCUUCGGACAGAAGCUGCUGGGCAAGCUCCCAUUCAAGGAAGUCUACUUGCAUCCCAUGGUUCGUGACGCCCAUGGUCGCAAGAUGUCGAAAUCAUUGGGCAAUGUCAUUGACCCCAUGGAUGUGAUCCGUGGCAUUACAUUGGAGGGGCUUCAUGCUCAGCUAGUGGGCUCUAACCUGGACCCCCGUGAGAUUGAGAAGGCUAAGGCCGGACAGAAGCAGGACUACCCGCAGGGUAUUCCCGAGUGCGGUUCGGAUGCCCUACGCUUCGCCUUGUGCGCCUACAUUACCCAGGCGCGUGACAUUAAUCUGGACAUUAACCGUGUCCUGGGCUACCGAUUCUUCUGCAACAAACUCUGGAACGCCACCAAGUUCGCCCUGCUCUACUUCAACGGAUCGGAGAAGUUCGACACCGAGCUCAAGGCGUCUGAGGUCGUCAACCAGAUGGACGCCUGGAUCCUAUCCCGGCUAUCGGCUGCUAUAGAGGCUUGCAACCAGGGCUUUGAGACCUACGACUUUGCGGCUGCCACCAGUGCUUGCUACGCCUUCUGGCUUUACGAUCUGUGCGACGUAUAUUUGGAAUGCCUGAAGCCGAUCUUCCAGAGCGGCAGUGAGCAGCAACAGGCCGCUGCAAGGCGCACCCUGUACGUGUGUCUUGACUACGGCCUGCGGCUGCUCUCGCCGUUCAUGCCUUUCAUCACUGAAGAGCUUUACCAGCGCCUACCAAGAGCCAAGCCCGCACCCAGCAUUUGCGUAGCUAGCUAUCCCAGCAACGUCUCAUGGCGCAGUUCGAAAAUAGAAUCGGAAGUGGAGUUCGUCCAGAAGGCCGCUCGCAUCAUUCGGUCGGCCCGUUCCGACUACAAUCUUCCCAACAAGACCAAAACGGAGGCUUAUGUCGUGUGCACUGAUCCCGCACCCAAUGAAAUACUCAAGCGCUAUGCUGAUGACCUGGCCACGAUCUCUUACUGCUCCAAGGUGGUCUUCGAUGGCGAGGCCCCGCCCGGCUGCGCCAUUUUAACCGUGACAGGCCAGUGCGAAGUUCAUCUGCUGCUCAAGGGUCUGGUGGAAGCGGACAAGGAGAUCGCAAAGCUCCAGAAGAAGCGCGAUCAACUGGUGCAAACUGUGGGUAAACUGACCCAGGCCAGUCAGGCGGCCGACUACGCCACCAAAGUCCCCGCCGAGGUCCAGGCAGCCAACGAAACGAAGCUUUCAGAGUCGCAGGCAGAGAUAGAACGCAUCGCAGCCGCCAUCGAAACUCUAAAGCUGAUGUAAGCAGGCACUUGGAAUAGAUACUUUCCAGAAGGGGCAUUUUGUUGAUAUUUUGGCGUGCUGGCAAGGCUCGCCGCAGGACUAAGCUUAACUAAUAUAUGCUUUUAAAACAAUAGUUGCAUUUCGAACAGAAUAAAUAAAAGCCAGAGGUUUUUUCUUUAUUUA
Drosophila bipectinata is the source of this 3439-nucleotide messenger RNA. It is a transcript of the gene ValRS, whose product is annotated as Valyl-tRNA synthetase. NCBI's taxonomy places the organism in Eukaryota, Metazoa, Arthropoda, Insecta, Diptera, Drosophilidae. The record is from RefSeq and is a predicted model, not a curated record. Gene Ontology annotation, biological process: valyl-tRNA aminoacylation. Gene Ontology annotation, cellular component: cytosol. Gene Ontology annotation, molecular function: valine-tRNA ligase activity; aminoacyl-tRNA deacylase activity; ATP binding.